AUGGCGGAACAUAGCAGAGUGACUACAGAUACUUCCUCAUAUUCUGGUAUCUCGGUGAUUGCAAUCAAUCGCCCUGAUAGGAAGAAUGCCGUCGACCCCUUGACUGCGAAGGCGCUCUAUGAAGCCAUUCUUGUUUUUGAGGAUGACCCGAAGCAAAAAGUGUGUGUCCUGACAGGUACUGGCAGUAGCUUUUGCGCAGGAGCCGACCUCCAUAAAGUUGCACAGGCAAACGACGACAAACCCGGCGACAACCUCCAACCUAUCGCUGGACGCAACUUGGGGCCAAUGGGUCCCUCCAGACUCAUUAUAAAAAAGCCAGUCAUAUGUGCUAUCUCCGGGUACGCCGUCGCAGGAGGACUAGAGCUGAGUCUACUUGCGGAUAUGCGCGUGGUUGAAGAAGACGCAGUCUUCGGUGUCUUUUGUCGACGCUGGGGUGUGCCUCUGAUUGAUGGAGGAACUGUCCGGUUGCAAGCCAUUGUCGGGCUUGGUCGUGCCUUGGAUAUGAUAUUGACCGGUCGGCCUGUGAGCGCCCAGGAAGCGCUGGCCAUGGGACUUGCCAGUCGGGUGGUUCCUAAAGGAGAAUCAUUAAAGGAAGCUAUUGGGAUAGCAAGGCAGCUCAUCACAUUCCCUGAGAUAUGUCUCAACACAGAUCGCCAGUCGUGUUACUACAGUGUGUAUGAGGCAUCUUCGUUCCAGGAUGCGAUGUCCCAGGAGUUCAAUGCUGGGAGCAAGGUGAUUUCGCAGGAAGCCAUCGCAGGUGCAGCGAAGUUUAGCAAAGGCUCAGGGCGGCAUGGUAGCUUCAAGGAUCAUAGCAAGCUGUGA
Penicillium crustosum is the source of this 822-nucleotide messenger RNA. Its product is annotated as enoyl-CoA hydratase/isomerase family protein. The transcript has a single exon. NCBI's taxonomy places the organism in Eukaryota, Fungi, Ascomycota, Eurotiomycetes, Eurotiales, Aspergillaceae. Bases 1 to 822 code for a protein of 273 amino acids. The record is from RefSeq and is a predicted model, not a curated record.